This is a messenger RNA of Alligator sinensis (Chinese alligator), 1044 nucleotides long. RefSeq names its product olfactory receptor 14I1-like. The transcript has 3 exons. Lineage: Eukaryota; Metazoa; Chordata; Crocodylia; Alligatoridae. The record is from RefSeq and is a predicted model, not a curated record. Gene Ontology annotation, biological process: G protein-coupled receptor signaling pathway. Gene Ontology annotation, cellular component: membrane. Gene Ontology annotation, molecular function: olfactory receptor activity; G protein-coupled receptor activity. Bases 1 to 1044 code for a protein of 347 amino acids.
AUGUCCAACUGUAACACUGUAACCGAGUUCCUCCUCCUGGGGUUCUCUGACACUCGGGAGCUGCAGGUCUUACACUUUGUCAUCUUUCUAGCAGUAUACCUAGCAGCCCUGGUGGGGAACCUCCUUGUUAUCACUGUUGUAACAAUGUACCACAACCUCCACAGACCCAUGUACUACUUCUUGGUGAAUUUGUCCAUCCUUGACCUUGGAUCCAUCUCUGUUAUCAUCCCCAAGUCCAUGACCAAUUCUCUCUUAAACACCAGGACAAUCUCCUAUUCUGGAUGUGUGACCCAGGUCUUCUUCUUCUCACUCUUUUGUAUAGCUGAUCCUGCCUUCCUCAGCAUCAUGGCAUAUGACCGGUAUGUUGCAAUCUGCAAGCCACUGCAUUAUGAGACGAUAAUGAAUAAGAGAGCUUGUAUUCAAAUGGCUGCUGGUGCAUGGGUCAGUGCUAUUCUCUAUUCUACACUGCAUACUGGGGUCACUUUCAACGUACCCUUCUGCCAUUCCAACACAAUCAACCAGUUUUUCUGUGAAAUCCCCCAGCUCCUCAAACUAUCCUGCUCUGAUGCAUAUUUCACAGAACUGGGGAUUCUUGUAUUUAGUACAUGUUUAAUAUCAAGCUGCUUUGCUUUCAUAAUUGUAUCAUAUGUUCAGAUCUUGCCUACAGUGCUAAGAAUACCCUCUAAAGAGAGUCGGAAUAAAGCCUUCUCUACCUGCCUUCCUCACAUCAUUGUGGUCUCCAUGUUUGUGAGCACUGGGAUCUUUGCCUACAUGAAGCCCACUUCAGGUUCCCCCUCAGUAAUGGAUCUUUUUGUUACUGUUUUGUAUUCUGUGGGCUCUCAGAAAGCCUUCCCCACCACCAUUCCUCACCUUAUUGUGGUCUCCCUGUUUCUUUCCACUGCCCUCAUUCCCUACAUGAAGCCCAUCUCUGACUCCCCAUCCCCUCUGGAUAUCCUGGCAACUGCCUCCAUUGAUGAAUCUAGUCAUCUACAGCAAGAGGAAAAAGGAGAUCCAAGCCGCCUUGAGGUGUCUCACACCGACUAG